UCAGUAAAUGUUAUUGUUAACACUGUUAAAUGUAGUAACAAAGUGUUUUUAAGAAAAUUUUAUUAAUUUCCAAUUCAUUUAUUUAUAGUAUGUUUCAUUAGUUGUGUUUAAUAAAUUAAAAUAUUCUAUCCUCACCUAAGAUGAAUAUUUAUAAGUUUGUUUUUUGAAGUCUUAUUAUAUUAAUUUUUUUUAAAAUGAAAAUUCCUUCAUUUGGAAGUAUUGUAUCACUAGUUUUUUUAGUAUACCUUAUUAAUCUUUUUUAUUCAAUAUGGGUUAUGAUACAGCCACCCAAAUGUUCCCAUGAAGGAUUAUGUUUGAAACCUUAUUUAUUGAGAAAACCAAAUUUAGAAUUAAAUGUAUUUGUUUCAACACAAUCCAAUCCAAAAGGAUCUCAAGUAAUACAUGUUAGCAAUUAUCAUUUGCCAAAAUAUGAUGAGCCAUAUGAAAGAGUAAUGACUGUACAACUUCCACGAAAUACAAAAAAAAAUGGUACUUUAUAUGGCCAUGUAUUUUUGAGUAAAGUCAAAGAUACUCGACAAUCAGGAGAGUUGUGGACAUCAUUAUUAUCUGAUUAUGAUACAGUCUAUACAUUAGUACCAAUGUCAAUUUAUAAAAUUCCGGAUUAUAAAAUUUUUCAAUUGCUUAAUGAUGAUAAAAAUAUUCAGAAGAAUUCAGAAAAACCUGUUACUCAUAUAAAAGCUGUAAUGCCUGUAAGCAUGUUAUCCGAACCAUUACAUUUAUCACAAAUCCAUAUGCCAACUGAUAUUUUUCAGUAUAUCAGGAGAUAUAGACAAAGCCAAGAGUAUUUACCAGUAUUUUUACAUAAUUUUCUUCAAGAUCGAUCAUAUAAUGUUACAAAAAUAGAUAAUGAUACCUCUUCAGUGCCUGUACUACUUCGCUAUGAACCUAUAAGCUAUGCAGGUUUAAGAAUAUUAACCCAAACACAAUUAGCUAUGGAAACUAUGAAACAAUUUGGUUUCAAAGAUAAAGAUAUUGAUGAAAUAAAGGCUAUUUUUGAUACAAAUCAUUAUUUAUUGUUAAUCUCAAUUCUUGUUGCAUUUAUUCACCUCCUAUUUGAUUUUCUUGCAUUUAAAAACGAUAUUUCAUUUUGGCGAUCAAGAAAAACCAUGGCUGGUUUAUCAUCUCGUCUGGUUUUAUGGCGUGCAUUCAGUCAAGCAAUAGUUCUUCUUUAUUUGAUAGAAGAAAAAGCUUCAUUGCUUAUUAUUAUUCCAAGUACAAUAAGCUCUGUUAUAGAAAUUUGGAAAGUAUUUAAAAUUAUACCAGUUGAUUGGAGAAAAUUAAAAUUUAAACAAGUCACAUUGAAUCGUGCAGAAUUAGAUACUAAAAAAUUUGAUGCAGAGUCAAUGAAAUAUCUAUCAUAUGUCUUAUACCCCCUUUGUAUUGGCGCUGCUAUAUAUUCCUUAGUAUACGAACCUCAAAAAAGUAUUUAUUCAUGGAGCAUAAAAAGUUUAGUAAAUGGAGUGUAUGCUUUUGGAUUUCUAUUUAUGUUGCCCCAGUUGUUCAUUAAUUACAGAUUAAAAUCUGUAGCUCAUUUACCUUGGAAAACUUUUAUGUAUAAGGCGUUUAACACUUUUAUUGAUGACCUAUUUGCUUUCAUCAUUCCAAUGCCAACUGCUCAUCGAUUAGCAUGCUUUAGAGAUGAUAUUGUGUUUUUAAUUUACAUAUAUCAAAGAUGGCUUUAUCCGGUUGACCAUAACAGAUUAGAUGAAGACACUGAAGUAACAGAUACAAUUUCAGAAAUAACUAAGAAGAAAGAUGAAUAAUAUUUAAUUACUUUUUGUUUUAUAAUAAUGUAAUAUUGCUCAUUACUAUAAAAUUAUAAAUUAUGGAACUUAAUUUUUCCAUGUAAUUUAAAUUCUUUAUAAAUUGUACAGUUCAUCUUUAAUUAUUACUUAGAUAUAAUUAUAAAGAAAAAAAUAAUAUCUA
This is a messenger RNA of Daktulosphaira vitifoliae (grape phylloxera), 1947 nucleotides long. RefSeq names its product lipid scramblase CLPTM1L. NCBI's taxonomy places the organism in Eukaryota, Metazoa, Arthropoda, Insecta, Hemiptera, Phylloxeridae. Gene Ontology annotation, cellular component: endomembrane system; membrane. The record is from RefSeq and is a predicted model, not a curated record. The transcript is spliced from 11 exons. The coding region runs from base 195 to 1784 and encodes 529 amino acids.